UUUGUGAAGACGGACAGAGCCAUUCCCCCGCGACUGAGAGCGAUGAGUUGCCCAAGAAAUGGAGCCCGAGGCUGUGGAGCCUGCGAUGCGUUUUCGCCACGGGGCGGGCGUCUAGACGCCAGGGAUCCCGGAGCAGCAGGGCAAGAGGACUGGCAGCAGCAGGAGCAACAGCGCCCGGAGCAGCAUUCAGAUGCAUAUGUUAUGAUAGCCCCAAAUCCAACAAAGAGGGAUCAGUUACAGAAAAUUGCUAAUAAAGAGCUGGAAGACCUCGCAAAAUGGAAGGAGCAGUGCAGGCCACGAGUGCUUAAUCUGGUACCCCAGAAACUGGGUGGGAAAACAUCAGAGGCUGAAGUGAGGCGAAAGCAGCAACUUGAACAUAUGCAGUCCAAAUACCGGCAAAAGCUGAAGAGAGAGGAAGAUGAACGAAUCAGGAGGGAGGCAGAAGAAGCUGACAUUUUGAAAAAGAAAGCAAUUCAAAGAGAAAAGGCCAAUAAACUUGAAGAAAAACAAAGGCAACAAGAAUGGCAAAGACGGCAGAUGUUUGAUGAGGACCAUUUCGUAAAAAACACCCAGUUUCUAAAUAGAAUGGAUUUAAGUCCAUCUAAUCGAAGAUCCUAUCAAACAGACUAUCGUAGUCUGGAGUCUACUUCUUGGGCCAGACACCACACACACAGAGAACUCCAAAGGCAAGAGGAAAACAGAAAGCUGCAGGAGAUGAAGGAAGAACAGCGAAGAAAGGCGGAACUAUUAGAACUUAAACAAAAGCAAGAGGAGAAAAUGAGACUAAGAAAGCAUCAGAAUGAGCAGCAAAGGGUGAAUAAUGCAUUUCUGGACAGGCUACAAAGCAAUAGUCAGCCAGGUGGCAUUUACCACUCUGGAUGUCUUGGGAAUAUGGGUUUUACUGCUGACAGCUGGGAAUAUGACUAUUUCCAGUAAAAUGUGAGCAACUGCACAAAAACAAUUAGACAGGAUUCCUGCCACAGCACUUGGAAGAGCUGCCUUGCAAAAACCUUCAGAGAUUUAUUUUUUCUUCUUCUUUCUCUCAUUCUUUUAUUCAGACUUACUUGUUUGACCUGCUGUCUUUCCUAUUACUCGCAAGUAUUUUCAAGCUAUUGAUUAUGGUUCUGGUAUUAAAUCUCAAAGAAACUG
This is a messenger RNA of Anolis sagrei ordinatus, 1149 nucleotides long. RefSeq names its product epithelial stromal interaction 1 (gene EPSTI1). The record is from RefSeq and is a predicted model, not a curated record. NCBI's taxonomy places the organism in Eukaryota, Metazoa, Chordata, Lepidosauria, Squamata, Anolidae.